Penicillium daleae is the source of this 474-nucleotide messenger RNA. Its product is annotated as BolA family protein. Bases 1 to 474 code for a protein of 157 amino acids. The transcript has 3 exons. The record is from RefSeq and is a predicted model, not a curated record. Lineage: Eukaryota; Fungi; Ascomycota; Eurotiomycetes; Eurotiales; Aspergillaceae.
AUGCUCCCCCGCAUAAUCCCCGGCCUGCUAUCACGCCGCCUCUUCUCCGUCUCGACCAGAAUGGCAUCUACCGCGCGGAUGGAAGAUCUCAUGCGCGACAAGCCUAGCCACUUCAACCCAGACAUGUACCAUGUACUAUUCUAUAUACUAACAAUCAUCCCCUCUAUCCAGCUCACCCACGCAUUCACCCCGUCCACCCUCCUCAUCCGCAACGACUCGCACCUCCACGCACACCACGCCGCAAUGGAAGGAUCUACCUCGAAAGAGACGCAUUUCCAGCUAAUUGUGUUUGUAUGGAACAGCGUGACAAUUAUCUCCGAUGCCUUCGAGUCCAAGAUGCAACCUGCGCGCCACCGGAUGGUUUACGCUUUGUUGAAGGAGGAGAUGGCGAAGGAGGGCGGGAUUCAUGCGUUGCAGUUGAAGACUAAGACGCCGGCGGAGGAGAAGAGGGAGAAGGAGAAGGGGAAGGCUUGA